AGAGAGAACCACAGCUUCUAACUUUGAAUUUUGUAAGAAGAUUCUAUUCUACAUUGCCGAGGAUGCCCAACGCCAUCAUACUAUUCAUGGUGAUGCUGUUCUCAUUAGGAAUCCCAUGUGAUGCUCAGAUUGAGCAAGACUCCCUCGUGAUCGCGUCCGAAGGAAGCCAAGUCAACCUCUCUUGCAGACACCCCUCUUCGACAACAGACACCAUCUUUUGGUACCGCCAGUUUCCCGGCCAAACUGUCCACUACAUCCUCUCCGGAUACUAUUCAGGAUCCAACAGCAGUGCUCCGAAAGGAGCCUUGGUUGUACCUAGGGACCGAAAGGAGAACGUCUUCUCCAUCGCCGAAGCUGCUCUGCUGGAUUCUGCUGUGUAUUACUGCGUGUUGAGUGCCACAGCCGUCAAAAUCAUCUUUGGGUCCGGCACAAGAAUGGUCAUAUUCCCUAUUCUCGAGGAUUCUGAGCCUUCCCUCUACAAACUAAAGCCACAGAAAGGGGAAGAUCAAACCAUUGACGCGUGCCUCAUCACCGACUAUUCGCCUGGCAACAUCUCAGCCCGGCUGAACAAUGCUUCGGAGACAUCCGACAGCUCGUUAGUGAUUAUGAACGAUGGCCCCAGCUAUGGGACAGUACUCUGGGACAGCGUCAAUGGAAGCUUCAGUUGUGAGGUUGAUCAUGAAGGGAGAGCGUACCAAUUAAACCGCACAGAAGAUGCUGAUGAUGCUUGUCAAACAGACUUUGAGACAGAUGAAAGACUAAAUUUCCUUUCCAUCACGGUGUUGGGAUUGAGGAUUAUUUUCCUAAAAUCGGUUGCCAUCAACCUACUUCUGACUUUUCGCUUCUGGUCCUGUUGAGAAAAGAAAGUGAAAACAGACGGCGUCGAUGAUCGUGGAAGAAUAAUCAAAACAGAUAUUCUCUGUCCUCAAUUCUGAGAGGAAAUAUGGAGACGAGCAUCUACCCUAAACUGGCAAAAAUCAGGCCACGUCUCUCCUACUUCUCCACACUAGGAACAGCUUCAUCUUCUCCAUUUCUGCUCGUCGUGCAGCUACUCAACGAACCGUUGCUACAGCCAAACACUUUUGAACAACUGUACAUCCCUAUAUGUCAUUCUUUCUAUUAUCCUGUCUUUCACGGAAUAUAAUCGCUUACAUAUUUCUGUAUAUUAAAAAAAAAAAAUAAAGAUGGAUAUGUUUGAUACUUUA
This is a messenger RNA of Heteronotia binoei (common prickly gecko), 1205 nucleotides long. Its product is annotated as T cell receptor alpha chain MC.7.G5-like. NCBI's taxonomy places the organism in Eukaryota, Metazoa, Chordata, Lepidosauria, Squamata, Gekkonidae. The coding region runs from base 63 to 857 and encodes 264 amino acids. The record is from RefSeq and is a predicted model, not a curated record. Gene Ontology annotation, biological process: response to bacterium. The transcript has 7 exons.